Culex quinquefasciatus (southern house mosquito) is the source of this 5474-nucleotide messenger RNA. RefSeq names its product influenza virus NS1A-binding protein homolog A. The coding region runs from base 734 to 3127 and encodes 797 amino acids. Gene Ontology annotation, molecular function: protein binding. The record is from RefSeq and is a predicted model, not a curated record. The transcript has 9 exons. Lineage: Eukaryota; Metazoa; Arthropoda; Insecta; Diptera; Culicidae.
CCAGGUUGCCACACGUCUCUAUGCCAACUUCAUUCAUCGAUUCGUAGUGGCCAGAUUCGGCAGCGGCAGCAGCAGAGCUCUCCGGCAAGACACAAGGCCCGUCGUCCCCGCCGUGUGCACUCUCCGUCCUGAUCGUUCAGCCAGUACGUGUGUGGAGAUCGUAGAUUCCGGAGGAUUUCCGCGUUCCGGUGGCCAAUUGCUGUGUUUUGUGUCUGCGUGCGUGUGUGUAGUAACUCCUCUCCGACUUCCGUUUCCCGCGCGCGUCCCGGAUUCUCCGUCGGAACCAUCUUUUUUUUGCCAACAAAGAGCGGAGAGCGCUCUCGCAAGAGAAGGCUCUGGCCAACUUGGAUCGAUUAAUCGCGACAUGUCCGUCGUUUGCCGUGGUCGUCGUCGGUUGUAGAAAGAAGCAGCGCAAAUUUGGUGUGUGAUUUUUUUGUUUGUGUGGUGUGUGAAAGCCCCCAGAGCAUCGGUUCCGGUUUUUGUCCACCGUGUCCCACCGCAACAACAGUGAAAGUAUGAAUCUUUGAGGAACGGUGAUCCCGCGGACCACAAGCAGUUGUGUCUGAGCAAAGUUUUGCAGCCCUUUUUUGGUUUUGUCGUCGUCUUCGGUCGUCGUUUUUUGUUCCAGAUUACUGCGAUCCCCGAGGAAUUUCUUCCGCAAGGAUCCCAUCUGCCGAUAUUUUCGUUUGCAACCGUUCCAUUUGAUCCCAUCAAGAUUCUACCAACCAGGAAAAUGCGUCCCCGUAUCGAGAGUUCAAUUGGCGACGAUGCCAUGGAGAGCCUCGGCUAUCUCAAGUUCACCGACGAAAGCAUGAAGUCCAACUUCUUGCAGAGCUUAAGCACCAUGCGCCGGCACCGGCUUUUUUGCGAUGUGAUUCUUUUGGUCGGCAACACGGAAAUCCACGCCCACCGCAAUGUCCUGGCGUGCGUGUCCCCUCACCUGAUGGAGCUGUUCAGUUCGGACGUGGACACCGUCAACGGCGCCACCGCCGACGGGAAGGCUCCCUGCUACCGACUGAACGGCCACAUCACGCUAACCGGGCUCAGGUUUCUGGUCGAGUACGCCUACACCGGCUCGCUGGAAGUGCCCGGAGACAUGAUACGCGAUGUGUAUCUGGCUGCCUGGCAGCUCAAGAUUGACACCGUGGUCAAGGAAUGCGCCCGGCACAUGGUGAGCGACCUCGAGCCGGAGACUUGCAUCGAAACGCGCUCCCUGCCCGGUAUCAACCGGAACAAGCACUUUGUCCAGGACGUCGACGCUUACAUAGCGAAGAACUUUGCGGAGGCCUCGCAGCAGCCGGCUUUCCUCCAACUGCCGUGCGUCCUCAUCGAGGUGCUGUACCAAACUAAGCAGGAAAUGACGCUGGUGACCGAGGCUUCCCUUUGCCGCCUGGUUCUGGACUGGAUCCGUCGUCAAAUGAUGGAACAGGGCAGCUCGGUAUCAAAUCUCUUGGAGCGCUCCCAUCUGCUGUAUCUUGCCCUGGACAACUCGCUGCAGGAUUGCUCAGACCUGCCUCCGGGCCAGGAAGCCGACAGCGAUCUGGUGCAGGACUACAAACGGUUGGUGCUCAAAUGUCCCGGCAACAAGAAGCACCGCAAGGGCCUGAAAACCCCAAACCGACCUCGUGUAAUUCUGUACAACCGAGACAUCGGCGAACGCGACGAAGACACCAGCCAGGACUGCGACUGGACCCUGAUCGGCAGCUCGAAGAUUUCCGACCACACGUUCAUCUCGCUGGUCACGCUGAACGGCAACCUGUCGCGGUUGUCGAUCCAGCUGCGUCUGAACGUGCCGACGACGCCGUCGCCGAUCACCACUCCGGACGUGCUCAGCGCCAGCGUCAGCCGGGACGAAGAUCUGAGCGAGGCGCAACAACCGGAGCUGUUCUGCGAGGUGGCCACCAUGUCCGGACCCAAGUGCGGACUCGGAGUGGCCGAGCUGGAGGGCAAGCUGCUCGUUUGCGGUGGUUACGACCGGGCCGAGUGCUUGAAAUCGGUCGAAUCGUACUGUCCCGUGUCCAACAGUUGGACCCAGCAGUGCAACAUGGGCGAGGCCCGCGGCCGGGUGCAGAUCGCCGUGAUCAACGGGACGGUGUACGCCGUCGGCGGCUGUAACGGAACCACCGAACUGGACUCUGUCGAGUGUCUCUCGAAGCUGGACAAAAAGUGGCGCAAGAUGUGCCGGUUGCCGCUGGCCCGCAGUAACGCGGGUGUGUGCGCGCUGAACGACAAGAUCUACUGCAUUGGCGGGUGGAACGGGCAGAGUGGAAUCCGGCAGUGCGACGUGCUCAAGCCGGAGGACAACAAGUGGAUGUCGAUCGCGCCUUUGAACACGGGGCGCUAUCAGGCCGGGGUAGCGGCGUACCAGGGCAAGCUGUGGGUUGCCGGAGGCAGUGAUGCUUGGAACUGCUUGGGCUCGGUGGAGGUGUACGAUCCGGAGACGGAGCAGUGGACGUUUAUGCCGUCGCUGUUGACGCCGAGACGCGGUUGCGGUUUGGCCGAGUUCAACGGUAAGUUGUACGCCGUGGGCGGAAGUGACGGGACGCACUCGUUGAGUACGACCGAAUGCUACGAUGAGGCUUCCAAGUGUUGGGUUGCGGGACCGAAUCUGACGACGCCGCGGUCCAUCGUGUCGGUGGCUGCCGUCCAGAACCGGUUGUACGCGAUCGGAGGCUUUUCGGGCAAGACGUUCCUGAACACUAUCGAGUAUCUGGACGCCUCGUCCAACGAGUGGACCACGUUUGUGCCGCAAACGAACGAGAACAUUGACAGUCUGCUGCAGAAUGCCAUCUUUAGCGGGCGGGCGGGAUCUUCGUCGACGUCCUCGUCGCCGGACAAUUUGAGCGGCCAGAACGGGGACAGCGAGCACACCUUCAAGCCGAUCAAGACCGUCGAGGUGAACGCGUACAACCUGGAGCGCGGCAAAGCCUCGUCGACGGACAAGGAAGUGUCGCAGAUCAUGGCACCCGAAGCGUCCGCCAAAAAGCUUGCCAUCGAGGACGUUGAAGAAUCGAAUAGUGGAGAAAUUAAUGGUACAAACAACACACACGAUAGCAGUAUUAAACUACAGAAAAUUCUGGCAAACACGUGCGCGGAGAUCGCCGCCAACGGACACAACGGCAGUUAACUACCGGCCGCCGUCCCGGAACAGCCGUCUUCGUUGCUCUCAGUGUCCGGUGCUGAGUCUGAGCUAGACUAGCUGCAGGCUCGUGUGUUUAAAAGAUUUCGCGGUUUUUCGGUGGUUUUCUGGAUUAUAUAUAUUAUACACAACAUUGAACUCAAUAUAUUUGAUAAGUGAUCUUUUUUACUACUAUUAAGAUUAAAAGCAAAAGAAAACACGUAGUUUACUAUCAGCAGUAAUUGUAACACAAGAUCAGAAAAUUUAUACUAUUGUGGUGAAUGUAUUUUAGCGAAAUAAAACAGAAAAGUUGUUACAUCAGGAAUCACAUGGAGCCACAACCACUGUUGAAAAUAGUUGAAAUCCAAGGGAGAAAUCAAGAAGGAUAACACACUGCUACCGAGACUAUAAGAAGAAAGCUGAUCAGGUUGUUACUCGAUCAGUGUGUAGCGAUCACCACUUUCCCUCCGUUUUCGAUGGGCAACAUUUCAUCACCGCUCGUACGCUUCCGAGGCAUAGCAAGCAGCCAAUGCAAUAAGAAAGUCCAAUUCCGUUGAUGUUUCCAACAUUUGCAUCCGAAAAAUCUCCUCCAGCUGGCUUGAAAUUCGAUGUGAACACAUGUUUCACGGUGAAGCCCACUGCAAAAAGUAUGACGGGGAGGGAUAUUAGCUCGAAAUGAUUAGCUCGAAAUUGUAUCGUCACGGUGUAUCAAGGCGCUGUCAUGUUUCAAAGGCGAUUUUUACACGCUAACAAUAAUAUCUUAUUUCUUGGUUAAUUUUCGACUAACCGAACUUCCUCAAAAAUAUUAGUUUUUUUUUUAAUUUCUUUUCACUCAUUUCUGAAAAGGUAAUUUUAUAAAAUCCUAACAAAUAAAGUAAAUAAUCUUGUUCCAGAAAAUAGACCCAAAAUUGAAUAAAAAGAAAAUUUCCAAAACUUAUAUCAAACAAACAGGUUAGAUUCUGACGAAGUAUGAGUGAAAAUAACUCAAAAUUAAAUUAUUUUGAGUGAGUGUGUAGGGAGCAUCUUUAACGAGCCUUGAUACACUGUAACGAGAUAAUACUCAUUUUAAGAUAAAAUCUCUCCCCGUCAUACUUUUUUCAGUGGGCUGCACUGCAGAAUAGGAGCUCAAUUCCAAUUUCACGGCAGUCGGAAUAGAUUUUUUCUUUUCGACAACAUCCAAUUGUGGUCCAUUCGUUUUGAACCUAGCGCGUAAGUACAUUUUACACUCACACAUCUACACUAAUUUGCAUUCGUUGACGAAACAAAAAAAAAAUAAAACCACUUAUCCUAGCGUGUAAGUCAGAGCAGGUGGAUUAAAUACGCAAAGAAGAAAAAAAAGAAAGACAAAACAAUUGUGCGAAACGCAUCCACGUAAUGUUUAGGGAAAAUUCUUAGUGCUAAGUGAGAGAAACAUAAACAAAACAACAUUUCUACACAUAAACCAAUAUAAGUAGUAGGUGGUAAGCAACUAAUCUACAACUUACAAAAACUUCUCGAUGGUUUACUUGCUCUGAACCCCGCCCUAAAAAUACACAUUUAGAACAAUGGAUAUUUUAGACUGGUUUACAUUGUGCAAACAUUUACACGGGAAAUAAAAAGAAGCCACCCAAAACCGCUGUUCACACCUAGCGUCUCUGUUUUAGUGACUUGUGUGCGGUGUUUUGCAGAACGAAAACAUAAAAGAGUACGAAACAUGCAUUUUCUACUGAGAAAACAUAUUACUAGACAAAUAACUCACCAGGAACUAAAAGCAAACGUAACGAGUAAAAGCCAUACAAUUUUCUUCAUAAGAAAAAUAAUGAAACAAAAAUAUCAAAAACUGAACAGAAACGGCGUGGUAUAAAAACAAGAACGGUCACCGAAGCGCACGUGUUUGAACGACAACCAGCGCGUUAAAUUCCUAAUUAAAGUGCUAUAAUUACACCAACCGUUAGUUUUUCCCCUUCCCAGAACAUGAUUCUAAUUCUAAACCUUAAAGGUCCCCCCCUUAAUGAUAGCGAUACAACAUUGUGAUUCUUGUUUUGACUCGAUUUGUCCUCCCUCCAAAAUCCACAAAAGAUCAACCAAGGGGCGCAGCGAGUGGCAUUCAUUUUUUUCUUUGAAAGAAGUAAAAUUUUGCCAUUUUUACGUUCGUUUCGCUGCGCUGCCCAAAAAAGGGAACCAUCGCGAACCCAUAAGUUAGUAUAAAAGAAAAUGUGUUAACAUUUAAGCGUAACAUUCUGAGGUCUUGACAGAACAAAAAAUAUUGUCCGGAAAAGCGAGGAGAGAAGGACACCCGCCCCAGAAAAGGGUGUCUACCUAGAAAAGAGGAGCAGAAAUUGUUGAAAGUUGGUAAUAAAGUUUAAGAAGGCUAAAA